Molecule: messenger RNA, 2108 nt
Organism: Carica papaya (papaya)
Lineage: Eukaryota; Viridiplantae; Streptophyta; Magnoliopsida; Brassicales; Caricaceae
Product: DNA double-strand break repair RAD50 ATPase
Source: RefSeq, a predicted model, not a curated record
ACAUGUUCUCAUUCUCUCAACCAUUCUGAGAAAACAGACAAACAUUCAUUUCUCCCUCUCUGUUUUCUUUUUCUCUCUCUAGCUUCUGGUCCUCCAAGAUUCUGCACGAGAUAUCUAUAAUCUUCAACUCUGCGUUGGAAAUCCAACCGUUAGAUACCCAUCUGCUAAUCUUCUCCGUUCCUUUUUUUUUUUUUCCCCUUUUCUGAUUGAAAUUUCAUCAGCACUUCGUUUUAUUCUCUAGUUUUGUUUGUGCUGCUCUGUUUCUUCUUCUUCUCUAUCUUCCCGGUCAUGGCGGCCGGCACUGUUGUCUCUCAAAUCUUUCAAAGCAACGGCAAUAGCAGCACCGAAGAGAAUAACAUUCACGGCGAUACCAGCAAUAAUGAAGUGAGUAGGAAGGAGAUACAGGCCGCCAUUGCCAAAGCAGUGGAGCUUCGAGCUCUUCAUGCAGCUCUUAUACAAGGGACGAGCCCUGCAAAUCUAAGAUACCCAUCUUCUUCACCUGUUUCACGCCCUGUUUCUCAGUUAUCUGCGCAAGAUUAUCCUGUUUUCACUCCUAGUUACGAAGACGAAUCCUUACCGGGUUAUCAGCAAACCACAACAAGGAAUAGAACAUUAUCAGAAAGCUGGGAUGAAUAUGGAUUUGAAGGAGGAAGUGGGAAUGAAACUGCCUUAUCAGAUCACAAGAAGGAAAAUCCAGUUUCCAGGAAAAUAUUUUCUCCCGGUUUUGCUGCUCUGGAAUCCCACAAUUAUACCACUGAUGAUCAAAAAUCAGUCGCUGGCUCAUCUGCAAACCAAAUUACAGUCCUCCAAACAUCACCUGUCACAGAAUACUACAAGUCAAGAAGAAGAAAUGGUUUAGGAGACUUCAAACAGGCAUCAUAUAAGCCUGCAAUCGUAGCAUCCGAACCCGAGAAGGUUACGAGCAUCAACAAGAAUUCAAACAUUGUUAUGCCAUUGACGGACUCUCACUCGUCCCUCCAUCCACAGCCAAAGAACAAGGGAGUUAUGUCUUGGUUGUUUCCGCGGCUAAAGAAGAAGCACAAGAAUGAUCAGAAUUCGCCUACCCGGACAGAAUCUGAGGAGGUUUCCCACAAGGAAUUUGGAAUGAUGUCAAUUGAGACAUUGAGGAGGGAAUUGUUAGAAGCAAAUGAGAACAAAGAAGCAGCUUUAAUGGAAGUUGCAGAGAUGAAAAACUCAUUAGGGGAGCUAAAGCAGAAGCUUGAGUACUUAGAAAGAUACUGUGAAGAGCUGAAGAGGGCUUUAAGGCAAGCAAGCAAGGACUCCAAUGUUCAAGAAAAGCUAGGAACUUUUCCCAAGAAAGGGAAAUCCAUUGAUGGGAAUGGGGAAAACUUGAUGCCAGUUAGUGAGGAGGUAAUGGUGGAAGGUUUCUUGCAGAUUGUAUCAGAAGCAAGAUUGUCAGUGAAGCAAUUCUGCAAAACCCUUAUCGGACAGAUUGAAGAGACAGACAAAAGUCUAAUGGAUAACCUGAAUUUGAUCCUGCAGUCUCAUAAACUUUCAUUAAAUUUCAGGUACUCAAAAGCAGUGCUGUACCAUUUAGAAGCAAUCAUAAACCAGUCACUCUACCAAGACUUUGAGAAUCCAGUGUUUCAGAAAAAUGGCUCACCAAAGCUUCUUGAUCCUGAACAAGAUCGCCAAGCACAGUUUUCUUCAUUCGUUGCUCUGAGAAAUCUGAGCUGGAACGAAGUGUUGAGGAAGGGGACAAAGUAUUACAGUGAAGAAUUCAGUAAGUUCUGUGAUCAGAAAAUGAGUUUGAUAAUCACAACAUUGAACUGGACAAGGCCAUGGCCUGAGCUUCUGCUUCAGGCUUUUUUUGUGGCUGCAAAAUGUAUCUGGUUGCUUCAUUUGCUAGCAUUUUCUUUCAAUCCGCCUUUGGGGAUUUUGAGGGUAGAAGAGAAUAGAAGCUUUGAUCAAAAUUAUAUGGAGGAUAUGUUUGUUGAUCGGCAAAGAUCACACUGUCCGAACCGGGUAAAGAUCAUGGUGAUGCCAGGGUUUUAUGUUCAGGAUAGGGUUUUAAGGUGUAAGGUUCUCUGUAGGUACAAGUCUGUCGUUUGAUUUACCAAUUAAACUCCAAAAAAAAAUAUAUAUAU